This is a messenger RNA of Moneuplotes crassus, 718 nucleotides long. The record is from the annotation of a GenBank genome assembly. NCBI's taxonomy places the organism in Eukaryota, Ciliophora, Spirotrichea, Euplotida, Euplotidae.
ACGAUAUAUGAUGAUUCCUCUGAUAGUGAUUGGCUGCAAGCUCUUAUAUCAUUUCUGGAAUUUGGAAACUCAUCUCUUGGAUAAUAUUAGAAGCCAACGGGAUGUGGCUCGUCAGGAUAUUAUCCUUGAAUUAAUGAUUCUCUUUUGCUGAGGAGUAGCUGUUUGUUUAAUGAUGAGAUCAACAAGUAUGAAUGAAAAUGAAUCAUGAGAAAUGAAAAGUGACCAACAUAAGGGUUCUGAGAUUAAUAAUCAAGAAAAUAAACUCGUUGAGGAAAAGAAAGAAGAAAUUUCUCAAGGCUCAGAGUCUUCAAACUCUUCUUCUGAGAAACCUUCAUCAAACGAAUUCCCAAAUUCAUCCUCCAAAGAAGAGAACAAAGUUGGUGAAUCUUCAGAUAAAAGUUCAGAUUCUAGAACCUCUAGCACUUCUCCAACCCCAAACCUUGAAGAAGAAAAGAAAUUACAAAGCAUACCAAGCAGGUCCACUCCUAAAGACAUUCACCACUCCAAAAAUAACCUUAUUCCCUUAAACUCCAAAUCCCUACAGUCAAAAACUUCUUUCAUUCCCCAAGACCCAAACAAUUUCUCAAUCUCUAAAACUCUCCCAAAACCCACCUCAAAACCCCACCAAGAGCAACGCCUUCCAAGAAAACCCUAGAAUUCCUUCAGAAAAAAUGUCCAAAGGUAAAGAAAAGAAGAGAGAUAAAAAAAUGAAUUCAAA